GGGUUGAUGGUUGUCAUCCAAAAACACAAAGAAGAAAAUGACAAACAAAGGGAGAAGCGUAUUGAGCUUAUUCACAAGCUGUACUCGGAAGCGACAACCCAAAAACAUUCCAUCAUCAACUCAAAUCAAACAAAGGAGCAAUUCUUCCUCAACCUCCUCCAAGCACUUCCGCCCAAAUUUGGAGGAGAUCAAAUGGGCGUUCGAGAAGUUCGACUCGAAUAAGGAUGGAAAGAUCUCGUUUGAAGAGUACCAGGCAGCACAUCGUGGCAUGGCUGGAAGCAAAGAGAUCUCAGAUGAGGAGGCGGCGAAGUCAUUCAAGUUUGUGGAUGUGGACGGAGAUGGAUUUGUGGACUUGAAGGAGUUUUUGGAGUUGUACACAAUGAGCGGCGGGGAAGUGAGGGUAGGCGACAUCAAAAGCGCCUUCCAAGUGUACGAUUCCAAUGGAGAUGGAAAGAUAAGUGCAGAGGAAGUGAUGGCGAUCAUGAACACAUUGGGGGAGCGCACCACUCUAAAGGCGUGCAAACAAAUGGUAAAAGGUGUGGACAUAGAUGGGGAUGGCUUUAUUGAUAUCGAUGAGUUUUCUAAGCUCAUGGGCACGUAUUCUAGUAAGUUUCAAAAUUAAGGAGCCUCAAGCAAUAUGUACCUACAGUUUUUAUACAAUUGAAUGUAGGAAAGCAAAUUUUAAGCUAUAUUUGUGGUGGUUAACUUUAAAUUACUUCCGUUUUCCUUCGUAUGUUCCUUCCUUUUUUUGCUUGUAUCAAUGUGACACUACUAGUCAUCAUGAAAAGUGUAGAUUUAUGAUGUUUGAGUGAUA
Molecule: messenger RNA, 814 nt
Organism: Benincasa hispida (wax gourd)
Lineage: Eukaryota; Viridiplantae; Streptophyta; Magnoliopsida; Cucurbitales; Cucurbitaceae
Product: calcium-binding protein CML37-like
Molecular function (GO): calcium ion binding
Source: RefSeq, a predicted model, not a curated record